GCCAUGUCCUACGAUCCACGAGGUGACCAUGUCGCCGGUCACAGCGCACCCUUUGAAGGAACUGGUUUUAUCAGAGUUCGAGGGCGACGUCCUGUUACCGACUAUGGAACUUCAAUGGUGCAAUGGAUGCGCAAUCGCAGGCCGCGAUACAGAGGUGCUCCAGUCUGCGAAAUGGAGCGGCCCAGUGCCAGCUACAUAAUGGACAUUUUACCACCGGCCGCCAAUCUUCAGAAUUCAACAGAUGCGAUACCCUCAAAACACUUACAUUCGUCACUAAACAAAAUCAAACACCCAAUCAACAUUGUUCGAUGGACACCCGAAGGACGACGACUUCUCACCGGGUCGAGCAGUGGUGAAUUUACAUUAUGGAAUGGAAUGGGAUUCAAUUUUGAAACCAUUAUGCAAGCUCACGAUGCCGCCAUCCGCGCUGCCUCGUACUCCCACAACGACGAGUGGCUUGUAUCAGCGGACCAAGACGGAGUCGUCAAAUACUGGCAGACAAACUUUAACAAUGUCAAGGCAAUCCAAGCGCACAACGAUCCCAUUCGCGACCUCGCCUUUUCACCAACCGACUCCAAAUUCGUCACUGCCUCGGACGACGCCUCCCUUAAGAUCUUUGAUUUCGCCGGCGGUAUCGAAGAAUCUGUACUGACGGGACACAACUGGGACGCCAAAACCGUGGACUGGCACCCAACCAAGGGACUACUCGUUUCUGGGUCAAAAGAUCAUCAGGUCAAGCUCUGGGAUCCACGAACCGGCCGGUGCUUGACUACGCUCUACGGACACAAGAACACAAUCUCCAAAACCGCAUUCGAGCCACGCCGGGGCCAAUUGCUCGCAACAUGUGCGCGAGACCAAACGGCGCGCGUAUUUGACCUGCGCAUGAUGCGCGACGUGUGUCUGUUACGAGGCCACGAAAAGGACGUAUCAACAAUAACAUGGCAUCCUAUCCACGCCAAUCUCCUCUCCACCGGCGGCGCCGACGGCAGUCUCUUCCACUACCUCCUCGACGAGCCCAACCAGCCUCCAGGCACCGAGCCAUCUGUUCCACCAUACGACACUCCCGAUCCCCUCAACGCACCCGCCCAAACCAUCUAUCCCGCCCACCGUGUCCCCUACGCUCACGAUUUCGCCAUCUGGUCACUCGACUGGCAUCCCCUGGGCCACAUUCUCGCCUCUGGAUCCAACGACCGCGUUACCCGAUUCUGGUCCCGCGCCAGACCAGGCGAGACAGACUGCUUUAUCGACCGGUAUCACAUUGGCGAAGCAGCCGCGGAGGCGCAAGGCACAUGGGACCGCCGGGGCGGACGGCGCCAGAUGCGCGAAGACGAAGAAGCCGAAAUGGAAGACGAAGCCGAAGGACUCGUCGAUCAGAAAAUGCCCACGCGGCAACCAAUGCUACCUGGCAUCCCAGGUCUGCCUGUCCCCGCCAGCGCACUUGCCGAUCUCCCCAGACCACCUGGUAUCGGCGGUGGUGCUGCAGGCGGCGUCCCCUCGUUGCCGACGCAGAUUCCUGGAAUGGGCAAUCUCGCGGCGCCACCACCUCCUAUCCUGCCCGGUCUGAGCGGUCUAGUGGGCGGUGCUGCGGGUGCUGUACCUCCUCCUCCUCCUGUUCCUCCUGGAGCUGCCCCCGCCGGUGGCACAGGAAUCCCCGGAUUCGGAGUCGGUGUAUCGACCACUGGUCCCGCCCCACCCGGCGGUGGUCCCAGUGGUAAUGUCGUUCCUCCCCCACCUCCUCCUCCUCUAGGAUCUCUCCCUGGCCUAAACAUCCCCGGUCUCGACCCUUCUAAACUCGCUGCCAUGAUUGGAUCUCUCCCUCCUCCUCCGCCUCCUCCUCCUCAUCCAUCUUCAACGGGCCCUGCCCACGCUCCAGCUCCUCCUUCUUCAUCAACUUCAACUUCUACUCCUCCGGUUAUCCCUCCGCCCCCUCCUCAUCAUCUAUCCUCUACGCCGUCUAGUGUACCCCCUCCGCCGCCCGUUCUCCCCGGCACCGCUCCUGCGCCUUUCCCCGGCGGCAUUCUCCCGCCGGGGUUACUCCCGCCGAACUUCCAGUUUCCGCCUGGCUUUCCCAUUCCCAAUCUUGCAGGUACAGGUGCUGGCGGUUCUGCUGGUCCUGGCGGCCCCGGUGUUAGCACACCUCCUGUGGGAUACAGCGGUGAUAAUCAGCCCGGCUCGUCUGGACACAAUACUCCUGUUGGUGCUUUUGGGGGUGGUGGUGGUGGAGGUGGUAUCCCCGGCCUCAGCGCGCCCGGAGGCGGCGGCGGCGGCGGCGGAGGCGGCGUAGGAGACGACAUGUCCGGUCUAGGUCUUUCUCUCGGCCCCCAGCGCAGACGCACACCACUGCCCAGCCAGCGAGACAGUUUGAAAGAGGAGCAAAAGCGUGGCCAUUACCGCAUUUCUCGAUGAUUUUAGGUCCUAAUUUCCUUUAUUUUCUCUUUUCUUUUUUCUUCUUUGAUUUUAUUCAAAGUCUUAAAAGGUCAUAUAGGGCUGACCGUUGACAUGUUGCCUUUUCAAUAACACAUUUUUUUUCUUUCUUCUUUUUCUUUUUUUCUUCAAAAAAACAAUUGCAUCUUAAUCAAAAGU
Molecule: messenger RNA, 2583 nt
Organism: Xylona heveae TC161
Lineage: Eukaryota; Fungi; Ascomycota; Xylonomycetes; Xylonales; Xylonaceae
Product: WD40 repeat-like protein
Exons: 3
Coding region: 4-2406 (800 amino acids)
Cellular component (GO): mRNA cleavage and polyadenylation specificity factor complex
Molecular function (GO): protein binding
Source: RefSeq, a predicted model, not a curated record